Suillus bovinus is the source of this 966-nucleotide messenger RNA. Its product is annotated as glycoside hydrolase family 61 protein. The transcript has 3 exons. NCBI's taxonomy places the organism in Eukaryota, Fungi, Basidiomycota, Agaricomycetes, Boletales, Suillaceae. The record is from RefSeq and is a predicted model, not a curated record. Bases 1 to 966 code for a protein of 321 amino acids.
AUGUCUUACUGCUCGUACCAGUUUUCCCUACCCCUCCUUGCACUUCUUCCACUUGUUUCAGCCCAUGGAUAUGUCGCACAAGUAGCAAUCGAUGGCACAGACUACUUUGGGAACCCUCCCAAUGCCAACCCCGUUCCCAGCAUCGUCAGACAGAUCAAUAAUGUCGCACCCGUGAAGGGUGCUUCCAACCCGUAUCUGAAUUGCGGACAAGAUGCUCAGCUCGCAUCACUUGUCGCCAACGCCAACCCAUCCAGUCAGUUGCAGUUUUGGUGGAAGGGUGGUGACGGCAGCAAUUGGCCCCAUAAUAUCGGUCCCAUCAUGACUUACAUGGCUCAGUGUGUCAACACGACAUGCGAUCAGUAUGAUUCAACAAACGCGGAAUGGUUCAAGAUCGAGCAGACAGGACUGCAGCCAGGCAAUACAGUUUGGUACCAGCAAAAUAUCAUGAAUGGUGGUCCAGCCAACGUAACUCUUCCUCCAACAUUAGCUCCUGGGCAAUACCUCAUACGACACGAGAUCAUCGCGCUGCAUCUCGCAAAUGAGAUGGGCGGCGCUGAGUUCUACCCUAGCUGCACGCAGGUUAAUAUUCAGGGCGACCAAUCGAGCGUCGCAUCGGCGAGUGAUGAAGUCACUUUUCCAGGCGGGUACAGCGAUAACGAUCCAGGAAUUUACGACCCAACGAUUUUUGACACGCCUGUGCAGUACACGUUUCCUGGGCCUCCAGUUGUCUCGUUCGCUGCAUCGCCGUCAAAUACUUCGUCACCGACAUCCUCCAAUUCUAGCUCGACUACUACGGGUACACCCGUGCCCUCUUCAACUGCGUCGGGCAGUGGAGGCGGAGUGCAGUGCCAAGUGAGCACGGCGCAAGCUGCUUUUUCUAUGUAUGCACGUCAGCCACGGAGUGUGUCAAGAGUGAUGAGGCGUUGGUGGGAGAGUUUAACCAGCUUGUCGUCAAUAGCCUCAUAG